Musca domestica (house fly) is the source of this 3169-nucleotide messenger RNA. RefSeq names its product leucine-rich repeat-containing G-protein coupled receptor 5. Lineage: Eukaryota; Metazoa; Arthropoda; Insecta; Diptera; Muscidae. Bases 376 to 3066 code for a protein of 896 amino acids. The transcript has 5 exons. Gene Ontology annotation, molecular function: protein binding. Gene Ontology annotation, cellular component: extracellular matrix. The record is from RefSeq and is a predicted model, not a curated record.
UUUAGAUGACAAACGAACAAAAACUAAAAACAACGAAAGAAAUACAAAAAAAAAAUACUAUAUAUUACGAAUUGAAGAAAUUUCUUUCACCGGAAAAAAAUAAAUAUUGUGAAAUCUAAUGUUAAAACCAAAAAUUAUAGUAAUUUUAUUAUAGAAUCUAAAUAAAAUAAAAAAAUUAAACUAAAAGUAUUGUCAUGAAAACGUGAUAUAAUAUAUUUUGAAAUCGGUCUGUAAUCUAUAGAAACAAAAUGUGUUUAGUUCCAAUGUAAUCAACGAAUGUGACCUAAUUUUGUAAAUGCAACAACAACAGAUUCCAUAAUAAUAUUGAAUUUUUAUUAAAAGUAAAUCGAAAGGCCGAAACGCAGACAAACAAAAAUGUCCCGAUGGAAACUAGACAGCUGCCUGUUUUACAUGGCCAUAAUGGCCUUGAGCCUAUCAUCGGCAGAUGCAAUGUUUUGCCCUGUCAGCUGUAAAUGUUCCUGGGUUUUGGAUAGCCUGGAAGUGAAUUGUGCCAAUCGUGCCCUUGUCGAUUAUCCUGAUUUUCAAAUGAUGCCCAUGCAACAUGUAGUGCUGUCGGGAAAUUAUUUUGUAAAUUUUCCAUCACAUUUGGCCGACUAUCAGACCCUGAUCUAUUUGGAUUUGUCCAACAAUCAAAUUGAGUAUCUAGACAGUGAUGCUUUGUUGGGCUUUGAUUCCCUGAGGACUUUGAUAUUGGCCAACAACAGUAUACAUCAAUGGUCGGAUUUAAAUCCCAGCACUGCCUUUACGCAUGCCCUCAACUUGCAACAUUUAAUUUUGAGUGGAAAUGAGUUGAGUACCUUCACCUCGGAUAAUCCAGAGCAGGCAAUUGUAAGUGAAUCCUUGAUAACCUUGGAAUUGGAAAAUUGUGGCAUCACGAAGGCCGGCGGUGAUAUUCUAAUGCAAAACUUGCCAAACUUACAAAGACUGAAUUUAAAUAAUAAUCCCCUCAAUGGAGUGGCCCUGCUGCCUUCGAAAUCUCUGAGAAUUUUGGAAAUGAAAAACUGCAAUUUACAACGUAUUCCAAGGUCACUACUUCAAGGAUUACCCUCCCUGACAGUAUUGAGGCUACCAUGGAACACAGCUCUGCAAGUAGAUGCCAGCAAUCGUUUGGAGGCACCAACUCUGGCCGAAUUGGAUCUCUCCUACUGCAGUAUUGAUGAAAUCGAUCUAUCCGCUCUGCCCAGCCUAACCCAACUGCAGCUGCGUGGCAACAUGAUACGCUCUCUCACCAGUCGAACAUUCGAAAAUAAUACUCUCCUGGAAGUGGUGAAUUUGUCACGCAACUCUUUGCGUCUUCUCGAGGCUCAAACAUUUCAGAAACUGAAAAAACUCUCUUCGCUGGAUUUGUCAUACAAUGAAAUUGCUCGGCUGGAUCGCAAUGUUUUCAAGACCAACGAAAAUCUAAUGUCACUGAAUUUGAAUCACAACGUUAUUGAAAAAUUCACCAAAAUUGUAUCGAAUUCACUGCGUGACAUAAAUUUGUCAUGGUGUGAAAUUAUUCUAAUCGACGGCAAUGCUUUUUCCGGUUUGUCGAACAUUAUCAAAUUGGAUUUAUCGAAUAAUUUAAUAAGUGAUUUCCCCAGUGGAAUGGCGUCGGAAACUUUACAGAAAUUGGAUUUGAGUUAUUGCAGAUUAUCUACCCUGCGCAACAAUUCAUUCCAAAAAUUUCCCGAAUUGGCACAAUUGAAACUGAAUGGAAAUCGUUUCACCAAUCCGUUUCCACGGGAGUAUUUCGAUUCGAAUAAAUAUUUAGAUGAAAUUUAUGCUGGCGACAAUCCAUGGAUUUGUAAUUGUGAAGAUAGGACGUUGAUUGAUUUCCACGAUUUUCUGACAUCAACACCAACCAGGAUUAAAGAUCGCAACAGCCUACGAUGUGCCUCACCGCCAAGUAGCUAUGGAAAAACUUGGGCAUCGGCUUGUGAGAAAGAGUGGGUCCCUGGGGCCCGUUCUAGUCAGGCUCAAAAAAUUUGGACCACCAUAAUGUUGAGUAUAUUGGCCAUUGCGGGCCUUAUUGCUCUAUUCACCUGUUUCCAAAAAUACAUGGCAUGGCGUAGAAAGCAAAUCGAUCGUGAUGAAUAUAGGAGAAAUCACGAAGAGAUGAGGGCAAUACGUGAACUAAAUCGCAGGAUUCUAGAUGAAGAUCCCCGCCCGGGUAACGCUGCUGUGAGUAAUCUUGAAGUCAAUCUCCUACCCUCCUAUGAAGAUGCCAUACGUAUGCCCAAGCCGGUGAGACCAGUUAAAUCAAUGGUUGAUCUAACCUCUGAUGCCCCGGCACGUAGAAGCCGUUUCAAGAAGUCACGAACAAAUCCCGAAGAAGACAUUUCCGAAGUUGAGCCAGAUCUCCAUCUUGAUUAUCGUACCCGUUUUCGUAGCGAGGAAAUGCUUUCGAAUCGCGACAAAGAACGUGUACAGCCAAUUGAUCCGACUCGCCGGACAGGACACAUAACCUACAAUCCGUCGGGCACUAAUUUACCCGCCAUAUUUGAUUCACGUUUUCCUCCCGCCCACAUGAAAUCACAAAAUCUCCAAAGUGCCGAAAAAAUUGGUAAUUUUCAGAGCUAUGAAAACAGUCCGUACACAAAGCGAAAACCAAAGAUUGCCGAAAUUCCACCCUUCAAACGGGCAAAUCUUCGUUCAGAUAGUGUUGAAUUUUUAACAGAUCCCGAAUAUGAUAUACCCAGUAAGCCGAAUAGUCCGUUUGCCCAACGCAAGCCGAAGAAGAGUAUGGCACCGGGAGUACCCCUUACACCCGCCGUUGAAGAUUACUUUGGAGAUUCACCCAAGCCGGAGAAAAAAGAUUCACCACAGGGCAGUGAUUUCCAUGUAAUCAUAGAACCAGAUAUUGUGUCGCUGAAAGAUGGCAAUAUAUCAUCCGAUUCAAGUGCGGAUCAAGAUGUAAUUAAGGCCAGACGAAAGAAAUUGAGAAAUCCCUCAAGUCGACGGGCAAGUGGUAAUUUUACAGCCGCAGCUGCUGCCGCCGGUGAUAGCUCCGAAGACGAACCCAUAGUGGUUGUGCAUCGACCCAUGCGUGAGACUUUGUUUUAGGAUUAUGUUUUAAGUCAUCAAAUAACAUAGUAUUCUUAGUUUGUAUGGUUAAUUACAGUUUUUUAUUAAACGACUUUUUUGUGAACAAUUUAAUGUUAAUGUA